CACGGAAAAGAUACACGCCCAGACGUUCCGAUACAUUCAACCCGCUUUCCCAAGAAAUUCCCCUCCCAUUCCUCCGUGAAUCUGACACACCGGCGUGUUUCGGCCCGGAAAGUCUGCAGCUUCCGACCGACGGCAACUUUCUGGUCAAACGUCCGGCAUCCUCUCUCUCUCUUCCCUCUCUCUAUAAAAGCUCCCACACGCACCUUCCUAAUCUCAGCAUUUUCUCCGUCUCUACCAAACUAGGGUUAGGGCAUCUUUCUCCCUCCAAACCCUAUAAAUCCCCAAACUCUUGCGAAUUUCCCAAAUCCCGAUCGAAUCCGUCUCGAAUUCGGAUCUAUCUCAUCAUAUUCCCUUCUCCAGGGCUUCUAUCCUCAUUCUAGGGUUACAGGUUGGAGCGGGAGAGAUUUCAGAAUUUCGAUGAAAUGGCUAAGUUGGAGACGGUCUGUAACUCGCCGCCGAACGAUUCAAGCUCCAAGUCCGUGAACGAGACGGUAAAUGGGUCCCACCAUUACACGAUCAAGGGAUACUCGCUGGCGAAGGGGAUGGGGCCCGGGAAGUACAUAUCGAGCGACACAUUCAUGGUCGGGGGAUAUCAGUGGGCCAUCUACUUCUACCCGGAUGGAAAGAAUCCGGAGGACAGCUCGAUGUACGUGUCCGUGUUUAUCGCGCUAGCGAGCGACGGCACGGAUGUGAGGGCAUUGUUCGAACUGACUCUGUUGGAUCAGAGUGGGAAGGGGAAGCACAAGGUGCAUAGCCACUUUGAUCGGGCGCUGGAGAGUGGGCCGUAUACUCUGAAGUACAGAGGGAGUAUGUGGGGUUAUAAGCGUUUCUUCAGAAGAACAACUUUAGAAACCUCGGAUUACCUCAAGGAUGAUUGCCUUGCCAUGCAUUGCACAGUGGGUGUUGUGAGAACCCGUAUUGAGGGACCUAAACAGUAUACAAUUUCCAUACCACCAUCAGACAUGGGCCAGUGUCUCAAGGAGUUGCUGGAAUCCGGCAUUGGUUCUGACAUUACAUUCGAGGUCGGGGACGAUAUGUUCAAAGCUCAUAAAUUGAUACUUGCUGCUCGCUCUCCAGUAUUCAGGGCACAAUUCUUUGGUCUCAUUGGAAACCCAAACAUGGACAAAUUGGUAGUGGAGGAUAUUGAGGCUCCAGUUUUCAAGGCCAUGCUUCAGUUCAUGUACUCAGAUGAUCUUCCUGAUGUACAAGAACUCAUCAGGUCAAUUUCGAUGUGCACGCCCACAGUCAUGGUUCAACAUCUGCUAGCUGCAGCAGAUCGCUACGGUUUGGAUCGGCUGAAACUACUGUGUGAAGCAAAAUUAUGUGAAGAAGUUGGUGCAGAUACAGUGGCAACAACAUUGGCCCUUGCGGAGCAACAUCAUUGUUUUCAGUUGAAAUCUGUCUGCCUAAAGUUUGCAGCAUCUCCAGGAAACUUGGGAGUGGUGAUGCAGUCGGAAGGAUUUGGCUACUUGGAAGAGACAUGUCCGUCACUGCUUUCGGAGCUGUUAGAGACGGUGGCGGUGGUCGAUGACGAUGUGGGCAUGCCGAGCAGGAAAAGGAGUGGUAGCAGCAACAUUGGACUCAAUUUAGUGGAUGGCCUGGAUUCAAACAGCAGGCGUCUGCGGAGGCGGCUGUAGCUGAAUGUGUAGGAAGCUUCUCUGUCCAUGCAGUGUUAGUAGAUGCAUCCUCUCUCCUUCCUCUCUCAGAGGCAAGCAAAGAAGGCCUUUGCUUCGUGGCAUGUGUGAAGGGCUUCCCACGUGUGCGCCUCUUACAUUUGUUGGGGUGUAGAUGACUGUUGAGGGCGUUGGCGGAGACAUGGCUAGGUUUUGCAACUGGAAUCUUCUCUAGUACCUUAAGAGAAUAAAACCCUAAUCUUGUCUCUCAUCUAUAUAUAAAUAUACAAGGAAUGAUGAUCCAGUGCAACUCAUGUUAUGUAUGAUGCAGGUCUUCAUGUUGGAGA
Messenger RNA from Magnolia sinica, 1960 nucleotides. Its product is annotated as BTB/POZ and MATH domain-containing protein 3. The record is from RefSeq and is a predicted model, not a curated record. The coding region runs from base 423 to 1637 and encodes 404 amino acids. Gene Ontology annotation, biological process: protein ubiquitination. Lineage: Eukaryota; Viridiplantae; Streptophyta; Magnoliopsida; Magnoliales; Magnoliaceae. Gene Ontology annotation, molecular function: protein binding. The transcript is spliced from 4 exons.